Molecule: messenger RNA, 664 nt
Organism: Meloidogyne enterolobii
Lineage: Eukaryota; Metazoa; Nematoda; Chromadorea; Rhabditida; Meloidogynidae
Source: the annotation of a GenBank genome assembly
AAUCAUUAACUAUUGGAUAUUCUUCUAUUUAUUGUCAUCGUGUUCUUACUCAAAAAGAUUUUCCAACUGGCCAUAUCUGUCCUUAUGUUUGUUGGAUGUCUUCAUUAUCAAUUAUUUUUCUUUUCUUUUUUAUUCGGUAGCAACUGCUUGUAUGCUUGUGGCAGGAAAGGUGACCAGCGAUACAAAAAUUAACACAAGAGAUGCUAUGAAUAUUUCUUACAGUAUUAUUCAUCCUGACGCACCACCAUUGGACAUUGGAGAACUUUCUUAUUCACUUAAAGAGGGUCUCAUCGAACUUGAGUUGGUUGUUCUCCGUUGUUUGCGUUUCCGGCUUAAUUUUGAACAUCCACAUCAAGAUGUUAUUCUAAUAAUCCGACUUCUUCGUGAUUGGUAUCCAAAUAUAUUUCUUCGACAACGAGACGAUAUUGAAAAGGUUACGGCUAUGCUCUUACAAGAUUUGUACGUUUAUCCAGAGAUUGUUCUUGACCAUAGACCGAGGACACUUGCUGUUGCUGUGAUUUCAUUGGCCUUCUCUUCUCUCAACCUUAACAUUGAAGACAUAGAAUGGGCACCAGUUUUUGUGCAGAAAUAUGACGAGAGGCGAAUGUACAAAAUUAAGAAGAAAAUUUUGGAACAAAUUUAUGAAAUUAAAAAUCUUUUAUAA